AUGAAAAACUUAAAAAUAUUUUAUUUUUUUAAUAUUUUCUUUUUAACGUCUUUACCAAUAAUAUUAUUAUUUAAUACCAAUAUAUUUGAAGGCUUAGGAGAGGAACGAUUACAAAGAAAAUAUCCAAAAUUGUGGAAUGUAAUUGAAAGGAACCUUAGUCAAGCAUCUGCGAGUGGAACUAGUACUCAAAGAGAUUCAGAUGCCAUAAGAAAACGUUUAAACGCCAUAUGCGAUUCUCUUCAUAUGGGAUAUAUGGAUAUAACUCAUUGGUUAACUAAACCAAAUGAUCCUUUGUUUAGUUCAUAUGUUAAUGAUGGUUUAAAAAUUGCCGAUACAAUUUUUCUUCGAGUAAAAUCAUUAUUAUCAAAUCCUUCAUAUAACUUAAUAAGACAUGAAACAGCCAGAGCACAAGAACGCAAUGCAUUAGUUACUUCAUUGGGGCGAUCAAGAAGGUCAAUACUAUAUAUGAUAAAAAUUUUUGAAAUGGAAAAUGAAAUAACCAAAGAUUUAUUGCACAUUAUGGUUGGAAAAACUCAAAAUGAAUUAAAAAUUUUAAUAGAAAAUAACGAUAGAACAUCUGGUGAAAUUAAAAGUGAAUUAUUAAAGAGAAAUCUUCAUCUUCCAGAUGUUCACCUUGAAAGGAUGAUUCUUCGAAUAAAUUGGCGCGCUCAUGAUCUAGCUUUAGAAGGGGGUAUUUUAGAUGAUCCUAUUCCUGAACCAUUGGAUUGUUACCCCAGUGAUUUUAGUUCAUAA
Molecule: messenger RNA, 753 nt
Organism: Plasmodium gallinaceum
Lineage: Eukaryota; Apicomplexa; Aconoidasida; Haemosporida; Plasmodiidae
Exons: 1
Coding region: 1-753 (250 amino acids)
Source: RefSeq, a predicted model, not a curated record